AUGAACUCACAAUGCCUCUCCAGCGGCACCACGGACGCCUCAUUCGCACCCGAAACGAGGGAAGAUGUCCCGAGAAUUUCCCCACAAUGGUGGAGUCGAGCCGCAACAGUGCUGCGUUCGACUCCCGCUGGGGGUGUGCUGAGAGGAUCUGGGCGAGGUCGAAACCGCAGCGAGGGUCAUAGUUGGCCCCUCUCGCUGACGAUGCCGGCCACACGUCUGGGAGUGCACCAAUUCAGCGAUCCGAUGCCGGAAAUUAUUGUGAAUACUUUGGCAGGUGGACGCACAACCGGUCUUUCUGUCGCUCCGACCAAGUUUCGAAACCAACACACGCUUAAUAUGGGAAUAGGUCAGCUCUACUCGUGUGAUUGUGGGAAAAUCGCACUACUAGUCGUUCAUCCCCUUAAACGAAAUAGGGUGAAUACAUUUCAUAGAACUGAUUUACUGGUAGCCUCGAAAACCUGCUUACAUACGAAAAAUAAGAUGUCGCGAGGACUGUGCCAACCUGAAUGUCGUAUUUUAAAAAAAGACAAACCGCUACUGGAAAACGCGUCUUCCGAUGAGAUUGGCCUAUGA
Protopolystoma xenopodis is the source of this 573-nucleotide messenger RNA. NCBI's taxonomy places the organism in Eukaryota, Metazoa, Platyhelminthes, Monogenea, Polystomatidea, Polystomatidae. The record is from the annotation of a GenBank genome assembly.